This is a messenger RNA of Cadophora gregata, 1723 nucleotides long. RefSeq lists its product as uncharacterized. NCBI's taxonomy places the organism in Eukaryota, Fungi, Ascomycota, Leotiomycetes, Helotiales, Ploettnerulaceae. The transcript has 9 exons. Bases 223 to 1338 code for a protein of 371 amino acids. The record is from RefSeq and is a predicted model, not a curated record. Gene Ontology annotation, molecular function: methyltransferase activity.
CUUUGCUUUUUCUCCUUCUUUACUUGAUUGUUCCGCCCCCAGAUCCAACAAUCUCCCCCAUCCAGCUUGAUCUUGAUCUAUUCUAUGUCACUGCCUGUCAGUUCCAGGAAAAGUGCAGUGGGAAGCACACACCAAAUUCGAUUCUCUGCAUCCUCGGACCUGUACCUACAGUCAGUCAGUUGGCUGUUUGUCUGAAGUUCGGAUACUGCCGCGCGCUGCAUAAUGACAGCUCCGGUCCCCGCGGCGCCAGUGGCAGCUAACCGUAGCCCUAGCCCCGGCCAGACAGAUGUUGCCGCUCCAGAACCUACAGCCGUUGCGGUAUCAGAAGCUGUACUGCCAGCAACGGACGCACCAGUAGUACCGCCACUGCAAGACAACGACAACGAUUCUCCAGAUGAUGAGGACUCAGCUUUUGGAGAUGGAGAAAGCUCAACGGGAUCCGUCUCGUCCAGCAUUCGCAAUUAUCGUGAAGUGCAUGGCCGCACCUUUCAUAAUUACGGGAACACCGAGUAUUGGGGUCCAAACGAUGAGACUCAGAAUGAGCAGCUUGACAUUGGGCAUCACAUGUGUACCCUCAUUCUCGAUAAUAAGCUGUACCUAGCACCUAUCGAGAAGAACGUCCAGAAAGUCUUGGACAUAGGUACUGGGACUGGUAUCUGGGCAAUUGAUUUUGCUGAUGAGCAUCCCUCUGCUACCGUCAUCGGCACGGACAUCUCUCCAAUUCAACCAACAUGGGUACCACCGAAUCUCAAGUUCGAAAUCGAUGAUGCCCAACUCGAGUGGACAUUUCCCGACAACGAUUUCGACUACAUCCACCUUCGAUGUCUCAUGGGAAGCAUCGACAACUGGCCACUCCUCUAUCAACGCGCAUUCAACGCUACAAAGCCAGGAGGUUACAUUGAGCAUCUCGACAUGGACAUCCAAUUCACUUCUGAUGACGGCACCGUGAAAGAGGGCGAUGUCAUGUACGAAUGGUCGCAAGUGUUUAUCGGCGCGGGCGAGAUGAUGGGUCGCACUUUCAAGGUUGCGCAGAACUCCAAGAAACUUAUUGAAGCGGCGGGGUUCGUGGAUGUGGUAGAGAAGACGUACAAGAUCCCUGUGGGAUCAUGGAUGGAGGAUCCAAAAUGGAAGGAGAUUGGGAAAUGGGAUCUUCUGUAUCUCACGACAGGGUUGGAGGGUAUGGCGUUAUAUAUUUUGAAGAAUGUGCUAGGUUGGGAAUUCGUGGAGAUACAGGUAUAUUUGGCCACCAUGCGGAAAGCUCUCUUGAACCGGCGCAAUCACGCCUAUUACCUCGUAACUGUCGUGUACGGACGAAAACCCGAAUCAAGUACUGAGUGAUUGAAGCGUUGGGUUGGCUAAUGAAGGUAUAAAGGCAUGAGGUGAGAGUCUCUUUAUGCGGGAGCUGAAUGAAGGAGCAACGAGUACAGGGGAAGGAAAAAUACGGAGGACAACCUCAUCAAAGGUGUUUACGUUACUUGGAAGUGGUGAAAAGCUCCGCAAUAAAUGGUUCUAGACGAGUUUGAAACGCUUCAAAGACUGUUGACCCUGGCGAAAUUGCCCUCCCCGCGAUAUCGUUGACAACAACAACAAUAAGCGAACUUAAGAGCUACGGUACUACGAGGCCUGAGUUUAGAUUCCAAGAAUCCAAAACCGACGUCCAGUUUUCCAACCAAUGCUUAAUCCCAUAAGACACAAACCCCUCAAGACGUAGAGCACCGCGCAC